AUGUCAUCCAAAUACGCCAAUGACGUCUGUAUUCGAUGCAGUAUUAAACAAAUUAAAUGCGACAAUAAAGAGGUUUGCGAUAAUUGCGACAAGACAAAAAAUGAUUGUCAUCGAGACAGGGCCGUAAAAAAAGCAAUCAAGAAGCAACGACAACUGAAUAAAUUAUACAAAAGUUGUUAUAAACAGUUUGAAACAUUUCAAGCUUUACAAACCCAACCUACUGAGCAGGGAAUGUUAAAUCUAUUAAAUCUAUUGUUAGAUCUUAGCAUUCAAGUUGAAGCACUUCGUCAACAAAUUUUACAAACCCAAACUAUUAUCAACGAACAAAAAAUGUCAAAUCCAUUAUUAAAUUAUUAUUUUAACAAUCUUGGUUUUAAUAAUAAUCAAGUUGAAACACUUCACCAACAAAUUUUACGUGCCAUCAAUGAGCAAAGAAUGACAAAUCUAUUACUAAAUUAUUAUCCUAACGAACUUAGUUUUGGUAAUAAUAACCAAGCCAAAACAUUUCAUCAACAAAUUUUACAAACUGUAACCACUACUAGUGAGCAAGAAAUGUCAAAUUCAUCAUUAAAUUUUAAAAAUCUUUAUAUAUAG
This is a messenger RNA of Entrophospora sp. SA101, 594 nucleotides long. The record is from the annotation of a GenBank genome assembly. NCBI's taxonomy places the organism in Eukaryota, Fungi, Glomeromycota, Glomeromycetes, Entrophosporales, Entrophosporaceae.